AUGUCUGAAUCAAAAACCCUUAGAUUAGGAUCUACUGCUCCAGAUUUCCAAGCUGAAACUUCCAAUGGACCAAUUUCAUUCCAUGACUACAUUGGUGAUUCAUGGGCUGUUUUAUUCAGUCACCCAGAUGACUUUACUCCUGUUUGUACUACUGAAUUGGGUGCUUUUGCUAAAUUGGAACCAGAAUUUGCCAAGAGAAAUGUUAAAUUGAUUGGUUUAUCAGCAAACAAUUCUGAUUCGCACAAGGCUUGGAUUAAGGAUAUUGAUGAGGUUACUGGUUCAAAAUUGAGUUUCCCAAUUAUUGCUGAUCCAGAAAGAAAAAUUGCUCAUUUAUAUGAUAUGAUUGAUUACCAAGAUGCUACCAAUGUUGAUGAUAAAGGUGUUCAAUUUACUAUUAGAUCAGUUUUUGUUAUUGACCCAAAAAAGAAGAUUCGUUUGACUUUGGCUUACCCAGCUAGUACUGGUAGAAACACUGCUGAAGUUUUAAGAGUUGUUGAUUCUUUGCAAACUGGUGAUAAAUAUAGAGUUACUACUCCAAUUAACUGGGUCCCAGGUGAUGAUGUUAUUGUUCAUCCAUCUGUCUCAAAUGAGGAAGCAAAGACUCUCUUUCCAAAGUUUAGAAUUAUCAAACCAUACUUGAGAUUGACUCCAUUGGAUACUAAAGAAUCUAAAUAA
Molecule: messenger RNA, 675 nt
Organism: Lodderomyces orthopsilosis Co 90-125
Lineage: Eukaryota; Fungi; Ascomycota; Pichiomycetes; Serinales; Debaryomycetaceae
Gene: PRX1
Product: thioredoxin peroxidase
Exons: 1
Coding region: 1-675 (224 amino acids)
Biological process (GO): cell redox homeostasis; cellular oxidant detoxification; cellular response to oxidative stress
Cellular component (GO): cytosol; mitochondrion
Molecular function (GO): peroxiredoxin activity
Source: RefSeq, a predicted model, not a curated record